Messenger RNA from Adineta ricciae, 2850 nucleotides. Lineage: Eukaryota; Metazoa; Rotifera; Eurotatoria; Adinetida; Adinetidae. The record is from the annotation of a GenBank genome assembly.
AUGGCAGGCAGAAAUGACUCAUCUGAAUUUGAAGUUUUUUUUUACAACAUUGCUGAAAAAUUGACAUUUUCGAAGUCAAACGCAUUUAAUAUGUCAACUGACAAUACCGAAGAGAUUCCAUCUCAAUCAUUCUAUGUUCAUAAUGAAUUUCCAUUUGUCUUCAUUCCAACAACGCAUUUUGCAUAUGCCAACAAUCAUCCUCAAACAUUCAAUGAUAAUAAUCCAAUGACAAGCGAAGUGAUCAAAGAAGAAGAAGAAGGAGAAGGCGAGGAAGAUACAGCUGAUAAUCAAGUCGAAGAGAAUGAUGAACUAACUGAUCUUCGUAUCAGUCAACCGAAGUAUAGUCAAUUAUUGAGAGACCUUGAUUUCAGUGAAACAAGAAUGUAUGAUGUGACUAAACUGUUAUCAGAUGAAACUUCACAUUACGCAAUAGUCGAUGAAAAUCAAAAUUUAGAAUCUGAACUUGACAAUCAACAAUUUGCUUCGAAUAUCCAAUCGACGAUUAUUGAUCCGAUGAGAGAACAGGAGAAUCUCACUAAUAAAAUAUCUCAGGAUUUCGAACAUACAUCCAUACAUAUACCAGAGGGUUUAUCGGAAGAAUAUGAUAAUCACCCAGCUGUCCAUAUUCAUAUCGAAGAAAAAUCGGAAAACGAUCAAGAACAACUGCAGACUGAACACGAAAACAUCACAUUAUCACCGAAAUCCAAUCCAACAUUUCGUUUUUCUACGCAAAAUUCCACUCGUCUUCCAGAUGAAACUUUAUCAUCAAUUCCCCGGUUGAAUCCAAAUUCAUCCGUUCGCGUUGAAAAUCACGAGCAAACACAUGAAUUUCCAUUGAAUUGGAAUGAAUUACUUCAAGGUGCGGAUGGUUACAUGCAAUCACCCACGGUUGUUAUUAUUGCCCAACCAAUCGAUGACAUUCACAGCACACCGCCAAAACCACCACCACCACAACCGCAACAACAAUUUUCACCACCACCACCACCACCACUACCACCACAUGAAAAACCAAAACCAGUCUUUAAUACUUCUCCAAAACAACGACCUCGCCAUCGUAUUCGACAGUUAUCAGCAUCGUCGGAAACCGAUUCUGUUGCUGAAUACAUCGUUCAUCGAAGUAAACAUAAACUACAUUCUACAUCUCAACCUCAUCUUUCCAUCGAUGAGGAUUAUAGUGAUAGAAAUAUUCAUUUGAAACAAGUUUUCAAUGAUCGAACACGACCAUACACUUCGGCAAGCGAUAUCUUAUUUCGACGAUUAACUGCUCAGCCACCGGAUCGAACGAGUCCGAGUAAAAAGAAAUCUCAUCAUCAUCACCACCACCACCAUCAUCGAUCUUCUUCGUCACGACAUAUUAACCAGGAGGAUAAUAAUCAAUCAUUUAACAAUGAAACUUGGUUACUCAUGUUAGAAAAACUCGAACGGGAACAUAAAGAGCGUUUGGAGAAACAGCAGAAACAGUAUGAGAUUUACAUGCAAGAACUCGAAGAGAAAAUGAAACAACGUUUCGAAGAAUACCUCUCAUCCACAAACAGUUUGAAUCUACAAGAAUCGAAAUCCGAAUCGUUUGAUGCCGCCGCGCACUAUCGUCGUCUUCAUGAAUCGAAUGAUGAACGCUAUCGAACGACCGCUCAUCCUCAACCUCAACGUUCGUACUAUUCACUAGACAAACGUCCGUCAUUCAAAGCCGAUCUGUGCCGUUCACAAUCGCGAGAAGAUAUUUCCAUUGUACGAACGGAAUUAUCAGCCAAACAUGCCAAGCAUAUAUCAGACCUGAAGUUGUACUACGAACAUGAAAUUGAAGAACUUAAAAGUCAAUUAAACAAUCUCAAAAUGGGACAAACCAGUAGUACACAUAAUCGUCAAUCGUUAGAGACUCUUGAACGACUUACCAAUGAAAAUCUGCGUUUACAAGAUGAAAUGAAAGAUUUACGGCACUCCUUGAAAGUAUCAAAUGAUGAAAAUACAAAUCUGAAACGGCAAAUCGAGGAUUUACGAAAUCAGAUGAAUACCAAAGAUCUGGACUUCAAAACUCAUCAACGAAGGAUCAAUGAACUUCAGAAACAGAUAGAUGACGAGCGAAAUUUAAAAGAGCGGCAGGAUGAAAAGAUCCGUUUUUCAGAUAAACAAGCUUUACUCUAUCGGCAAGAAAAUGAAAAACUUACAAGUGAUCUCAAUCUUACUCGAGAACGUCUUUUGCGUCUUGAAGAACGCUAUCGAGAUUUAGAAAAUGAAACGAAAACAUAUCGACCAUCAGGUUUUUCAAGCGACAACAAUACACAGAGAAGUAUUGAUAAUUCCAAAUAUGGUGCAACAAUUCCUAUGAACAUUCCAACUUCACGAGAAUACGGACGAUUCACAGUGACCACCUCACGAUAUUCAACUUCCACAGUUACUUCGCCUAGAACAGGCAAUCGAGAUUCAUCAAGAUACACACCCAAUGAAUCAGAAGAUAUCUUCCGCCAUUGUAAUUCACCUCGUCCAUUACUGACUCUCAAUGAUUAUAUCAAUGAUAAACCGAAGUUUCCACCUGCAUAUGUUCCACCAACAAGACCUUUGUAUUCGCCACGAAAAUCCCCGCCAAACCUGCACUCUGCUGAUCAGAUGCCAGUAAGAGAUCUGAUUGAUAACCAAAUGAAACAGAGCGAACAUUUGGAAGAAAGGUUUGAUGAAUUAUUGAAGAAAAAACGUGAUUUGGAAGCUCGAAUUAAUCGCAUACCAAUGCGUGGAUUAACGAAAUCAGAUCGACAAUUAUAUGACGUCCUUGAACGUGAAAUCGAACGUGUUGAUCAACAGAUAUCAAGUGUUAAACUUGAACUACGAAAACUGAAUAUCUUACGAACACAUUGA